Rhipicephalus microplus (southern cattle tick) is the source of this 5704-nucleotide messenger RNA. RefSeq lists its product as uncharacterized. Lineage: Eukaryota; Metazoa; Arthropoda; Arachnida; Ixodida; Ixodidae. The record is from RefSeq and is a predicted model, not a curated record.
ACGAGCCAAGACAAAGCACAAACCUGCUAGGGGCGAGUCUUGUGUUUGAACCCGACGCUGUCCGGCGUUUGUCAUUGUUUGAUUGACGACAGCUCAGUGCGCCGUGCUCGUGAGAUACUCCAUCGGUUGAUCAGAUAUCGGACUAUCAGUACAACCGGUACAGCACGCGCACGCGCAGCUGUAGCGAAAAAGCGGGCGUGAUAUCGGACAACCAUGCCGUUUUGCUGGGUGCCUGGCAGCUUCAAGAGCUUCCUUCCGACAAUUAAGCGAAGCGCGUUGGUUUAAUUGCCUCCCGUGGACACUGUGGCACCGAAGAACUUUCAGGUACUGGCAUGGACGGCGCUUUAAGGUCUCUACAACAAAGAAUGGCAGCGGGUAACCAGAGCCGUUACCCUUGGCGGUGGAGCCUGGAACGCCUGCUACGUGGCCUCAGCACCGAGCGGGCCUGCUCGGCCGACGCCGUCACAGAAUGCUGGCUCAUCGAACAGAUAGCCGCGUGGAAUCGGGCCCUGAGACCGGCGAGACUUGUUUUGACUGAGUUUGUGCCCGGGAAACUAUGCCUGCGUUCCUACGACGACCGGGACGGAUUUGGCGCGAUGCACCGUGGCGGCAGUGGCAACGAAAAUGAUGGUGCUUUCCUUAUGGCCUGGCUUCCCAGGCAGCAUUUCUGCAUCCAAGAAGUACGAGUGCAUGACCGAAUGCACUUAGAGCGGCUCUCCUUCGUAGCUUCUUUCAUCGUUGGGCCCGCCCCCAAUCUGCACCGUGUGGUGAUGCGACCCCGCUACAGACAGGAGCCCGAAAGCGCGUUCCUCGAAGUAUUUGGCCCGCCGCAGUGCCUCCGAGUCCUCAGCAUCUCGAACAUUCACAUUACGGGCUCUAUCGCCCCCAAGGUGGCCGAAGUUCUGCGCGCAAACGCCCCCACCCUGCAUACUGUCACGCUCGUCGGAAACCAGCUCUCUCCGGAAGCCGCCUGCACCUUGCUGCUCGCACUUGUCGCCUGCGAGCAGCUCAGAGACUUGAGCCUUCAAGAUAGCAUGGACUCGUCUGCCUGCGACGCCAUGGCGGAGUUAUUCCGGAGCAACAGGGCACUUCAGAAGCUCACGUUGGUGGGACUCGGCAAGGCUGGCAUGUCCUGCAAACACUUAAACCGCUUCGUACGACGCGGACUCUGCACGUGUUGUCUGAAAGACAUGUUCUCUGCGUUGGGGAGCGUUCUGGGCUUUCAGCACUUGACAGUGGUAUCGACUCAUAUCAAAGGCCUGAUGGGAGCUUCUCUGGCACGGUUUCUCCAAGAACAUCACUCGAUCGUCACAUUGUCCCUAGAAGGCUGUACAGUUGACGCCGAAGGUGCUAUGCAGAUUGCCAAAGCGCUGUCUGCCAACUGCUCAUUGCAGCAUCUGCGCAUGCCGGACUGUGCUUUCGAAGGCGAUGUUGUCACCAAGUUAUGUUCGGCAAUGGCUACCAACAAAAACCUUAAGAAACUUGUGCUGCCGGAGUUCUUCACUUCAUCAUAUACUGUAGAUGACGGAGCCCCUACACUCGACCUGCUGAAGCGCGUGUGUGCUGGUCGGGUCGACUUCCCCCUUACUGUGCCUGUGCCAUCAUUUGUAUCACCUGCCCUGGCCGAAGGCCUUUCGUGUGCUUCUAAGCUGAAGAUAUGCCACUGGGGACCUGUGAGCGAUGUAGUUUUCGCCAUGUAUGCCUCAAUCUCCCUGAAUUCUUCUCUGCAAUGCCUCCACGUUGACUACAUGGGGGGUGCUGACACCUGUGCUGAAUCAGAGUCCCUCCUCAAUGCCUUGUGCGUUGCCCUCACAGCUUGCGGACGCUUCCACACCUUCCAUCUCAACAUGCACAGGUCCUUCGACUUUGAGGAGGCGAUGCCAUUUUCAGAAAUCUUCACUGCCCUAGCGUGCAAUCCACGCCUCAGGAAGCUUUCGCUGACUGUCCCACGACUGGACCAAAAGGCUGCACAGUUGCUGGCCUUAUUUGUGCCACAGUGCAAGAGGAGCUUGGUCGAGCUUCGUAUCAAGAGCUGCGAUGCCAUUCCACAAGCUACCCUUGUUACAGUUCUUGCUAUGGUGGCGAAGAACACGUUCCUGUCAAAGCUUUCGCUCAGAUGCACUGCCUGGGAUGACGUGGUGCGAUCCAAUGCACUCUUGGACGAUGCCUUGGAGCGCAACGUGGGCGUCCUCAACAAGGCAGCACGCUAUGUAAUGGCCGUGGGCAGUGCAGGAGGGCCGGGAGCCCUGCCCAACGAGCGUGGUUGCGCUGCUGCUUUCGACGAGCUGUGGAACACUGCAGCGCUGUCGGAGCAUCUGGUGUCGCUGUCUGGAAAGCUUGAAUACGAAGUCUUGCAAGCCAUCACUAAGGCCAGGUGCUACCUGCAGGAUAAUUUCAUGGUCUAUGCAGGCGUAGUGCGGGCAUCGGUUGUUUGUGACACCACUGACGGGAGCAUGCAGCUAGAUGCAUUAAACCCUGAUUGCUGGCGCGCCGUUGUUCAAUACCUCAAGCUCAGCGAUGUCAAAGCAUCUGUUCGCUAAGCUAAGAGGCCAUCUUUGUAUGGCGCAGCGGGGCAAGCAUAACAUUACAAGAUUCCUGCUGCUAGAAAAAGAAACAAAAGUACACAUGUUUUCUCUUUUUUGAAGCAAGUACAUAUCACUAUGACAAUGAGGGCUGGUUCAAGGCAAUCACUAUUACAAAUCUGGUUUGGAAAGCAAGCGCAUAUCAUAUUUUGAAAGUGUGUUUGUCAAUAUCAGAUGUAUUCAAAAGCCGCAGCAUUUCGUGGUGUUCGCGGCCUGUCGGUGAAUGCUUGCUAUACUGUGUUUAGUUAAUCCUGUUAGCUUUACAUGUUUGAUGCUAUAGUCUGUAUGCUCGUGAGUAUAGUGUGCUAAGACUUCAAGCAGCAUGAUGUGUAAAACUGGCAGGGCAAACUGAGCUGGCAUAGCUGCAGUUUAUCUCGGUGGAGCACUUUUGCAAGCCAGGUGCCAUGCAGAAAAGCCUUGCACACUUGGGGAAUAUUUUAAGAUAUGGCCCUAUCGCUUUGCAUGUACAAGCAGUUUGAAUGGCGCAGCAGUGCAUCUGGCGACUUCCUACAAGUCUACAUUGCACGUUGCAGCUUCCUACUACAGUGAGAAGACUGUUGCAGAAAUUUGUGGGUAGUUCGAAAGGUCUCGUUUGUUCAAAGAAAACUUAGGUUUAGCAGGGGCACUCUUUUUCUUUUUUAGUUGGAAAGUGCCCAUUAUUUUAAUGCAUUCUGAAUAGUGGUGUACCGAUGUUCAAAAAAAAAAUUUGAGAAAGUUUUCACCAUGUGAUCUCAUCGCUGUCUGGUGCUUCUGCAAGAUUUUGUCAUGUGUACUUUGAAUCUGUAUUUAUACCCGGUAUCAGCAUAUAUUAUGGAGAUAAGCGCCAUGCUAAGUAUGCUCAAAUGAAUUGAAUAGUCGGCUGUGGGAAAGUUUUUCAUUGCUUAGCAUCAUUAAUGCGUUGUGUAAAAAGAUUUCACUGAUAGCAUACAAGCGCUGCGCUUUUUUAAAAGCCUUGCACAUGGCAUGCCCUGAGACUCUCGUUGUUUGAAACAGAAGUACUGGUAAAAUGAACUUGUAUAGCCCUACCAAUGGAGAGAUCGCUUAUUGUAUUGGCAAAAACAAAGCCUGUUUUUCUCAUUAAACACUGAUUUAUAUUUUUAUUUAUUUACAAAGGUCAGUAAAAAUGACUGUAGUUGCCCCCAAAGGGCAAAAAAGGCAAAGGUGCAUAGGUUCCAAGCUUGUGACCUUUCACUGGUUUACAUGGUUAAUGGAGUCCACAUUUGGUCAAAAUGCAGCACACCCUUUUUAUUGGCACUUUUUUCUAACUUAGAAUGGCUUCGUUUGUACUUGGCAGACAGUAAGAGUUGUCAGCUUAUGGACUAGCAGCGCCUACCAGCAAACUGGAGAAGUACCAGGAGCUCCUGGCUCGCAAGGCAGUAAAGGGACUUCACUUAAUGAGUUUUCUAAAGACGUACUCUACCUGUUUUUUACAAACAAAACUGUUUAAAAUGUCGAAAAUGGAGGUGGUUAAUUGCAGUUUCACUCAUUCCUGUGAAAGCACGGAGGGCUGUUGGCAUCAUGCCAGAAGCGCUGUUGACUUUUGCUUACCAAAAUUGCUAGGGCAGGAACUCGUAACUUCUUUUAAUAGCUUCUCGGGUCGAAAAAUUCUGCUUACAUUAUAUUCAUAUCUUCUAGGAAUCGGCUGUUGCAGGUUUAACCAUUACCGAGAAGGAGCUUUUUGUUCGACUCAUCGACGAUAACGAUAGUGCGUAAUACAAAUUCUGAGCGCAGCUUUAUGUUGAGGCAAUACCAACUGUAUUCUAAGUUUUGGCUUUUGGCAGGUCUAGCAAUGAAACAUUUGUUCCAUGCUGCUUCAGAAACCGCCAGUACUCGAGCUCUGAGCACACAACUUCGUGCAUUACAGUCGUUGCUAACCAAGCGAAAUGCUGACAGCCGCUCUACAGCAAGUGAAGUAACCAGCAGCGCACGUGCCCCCUCUGCAUGCGUACAAGCUCCAACCAGAGGGCUUGUAACUCGAGGUUGGAGGCCAGUGGCUUGCGAUACCGAGCGACUCCAUGUCCGCAUUUUUAUCCCCAUUCACUCUAUUGUUUAAUCUAUGCCAGUAGUGACACUGGUCUACACAGGAAGGAGUGCCCAAGAGCUGUGCUCCAAAACAUUAAAGAGAAUAGCCUGGUCAUUUUCGUGCAGAAUGCGGCAUUGAUCAGCAUAAAGCAAGUCCUGCUAUGGAUUAGUUGCAAAAGUAAUGCUCAAUACUGCUCUAAAAGGGCUUGUCACCAAGAUCUUUGCAAAAAUGUCAAAUGGUAGUUCUACUACUGGAUAGGUUGUUACAAGGUUUACUUGUUCUGACCUCAAUAACUUCAGUACUGUUCUGCCCAAGUUCAGUCAACCUGAGGCAUGAUUCAAUUGGACUUCAAGUUUGAUGCGUCAAUAACACUCCCUAUGUAUUACUUCCCUAGUCUUUCAUAAUUUUUCAAGAAUUUCCGAAGGUUCUUGACAGUGCGUUUGAGGUUGAUGCUUUUCACUGACUCCAAGGGUUGUGUGCGAGUUUCAAUUUGUAUGGUCAUGUGCUCGGAGUAACAUGAAAUAGGGGGUAGUCAGAAAUAAGGAGACUUUUGAAGUAGAAAAUGACUUGUGUGGAAUACAAACCAUUUUUUUUUUCAUAAACCAAGCAGCUUCGCUAUGCGUAAAUCAGGCCAAACAGUAAUAUCUAGUUGGUAUGAACAGUUGAGACUUACGAAGAUAUGAGCAUCAUCAUUUGGAGGCUUGUUCUCACUUUUGAGGCGAGUGAAAUUCUGCGAAGAACAUAUUUUGCCCUUAGAAUAACAUACACGUAGUGUAAUUGUGAAGGUACCCAUUGCAAAACCCAGUCUUCGGACAUGUACAUACCGUAUUUACUCGAAUAAUCCUCGCACUUUUUUUGGCGGAAAACCAAUGAAAAGUUGGGGGGUGCGAGAGUUACGAGGGGAAAACUUUCGAAAAGAACGUAGAGAGCAAAAAAGAAAACGAAGUGGCCGCAAAUCGGGAUUCUCACACCAGCAACUAACAGCAAGCUUUGAGAAGUACUAAUUAAAACUUACCUCGACAUUAAAAGCACUGAUUCAACACAAGGCAAGAUUUAUUUAAGACACAAAAAGUCGAGAAUCAGAAUAUCAUACACAGAG